This is a messenger RNA of Drepanopeziza brunnea f. sp. 'multigermtubi' MB_m1, 453 nucleotides long. The record is from RefSeq and is a predicted model, not a curated record. NCBI's taxonomy places the organism in Eukaryota, Fungi, Ascomycota, Leotiomycetes, Helotiales, Drepanopezizaceae.
AUGCCUCUUGGAAAAAAAAAAACCCUAAUCUAUCGUAGCCUUGACGAAUUUUCAAGACUCAGGCCUCGAUGGGUUGAAGCAGACGAAGCUUGCCGGCUGGCUUAUUGCCCCGCAGCAUCCACUGCCCCUCGUGCUGGUCCUCCAACACCACCACCUCCUUCCGCUGCCGCUCCUGUCGCUCCCGUUGUCGCUCGCCCCGCCACCCCGGCCAAGGCGCCACCAGCUCCUGCUCGUCUCAUUCAGGAGGUGACCGCCAAGCAACUGGCUACCAUUCGCCGCAACAUGGAGCUCCUGUUGAGUGAUGACGGCCCGAGGGGAGAGAGUGGAGGAAUAGGUGCUGGAGGAGGAGAGGAUCGGAUGGAUAGGCCUAAGCCCGCCCCGAAUAGGCGCCCCUUCAAGAAGGGUGCUCAGGACGCAUUUAUGGGCUGUGGAAGUCUUUGGCUUUGGGGGUAG